AUGAAUUAUAAUCUCAAAAUAUUUAGGUUGCUUAUGACACUUUCGCAAGUAAUAGUUUUGUAGAAAUGGGAGCUAAUCGCUAAUGUGUUGGUUCAUUCAUGCCUUUAGAUAUCACAUCAUCACUAUAAGGGCCAGCUUGGAUUUUGGGUGAAACUUUCCUUAGCAAAUAUUAUUCUGUUUAUGAUAAAAAAUAGAGAUGGUUUUGCCAGAGCAAAGUGA
Molecule: messenger RNA, 219 nt
Organism: Paramecium tetraurelia
Lineage: Eukaryota; Ciliophora; Oligohymenophorea; Peniculida; Parameciidae
Exons: 1
Source: RefSeq, a predicted model, not a curated record